AUGGCUAAAAGCGCCAAGAAGGUUGGAAUUGUCUGUAAAUGUGGGACCCAUUAUGGUGCCUCCCUCAGGAAAAUGGUGAAGAAAAUUGAAAUCAGCCAGCACACCAAGUACACUUGCUCAUUCUGUAGCAAAACGAUGAAGAGAUGAGCUGUGGGGAUCUGGCACUGUGGUUCCUGCAUGAAAACGGUAGCAGGUGGUGCCUGGACCUGCAACACCACUUCUGCCUUCUCAGUGAAGUUCGCCAUCAGAAGCCUGAAGGAAUCAAAAGAGCGGUAG
Diceros bicornis minor is the source of this 276-nucleotide messenger RNA. Its product is annotated as 60S ribosomal protein L37a-like. Lineage: Eukaryota; Metazoa; Chordata; Mammalia; Perissodactyla; Rhinocerotidae. Gene Ontology annotation, molecular function: structural constituent of ribosome. Gene Ontology annotation, cellular component: ribosome. Gene Ontology annotation, biological process: translation. The record is from RefSeq and is a predicted model, not a curated record.